This is a messenger RNA of Salvia hispanica, 1946 nucleotides long. NCBI's taxonomy places the organism in Eukaryota, Viridiplantae, Streptophyta, Magnoliopsida, Lamiales, Lamiaceae. The record is from RefSeq and is a predicted model, not a curated record.
ACCAACAUGGCCUCUCUUCCUCUUCCCCUCCCCACCAUUCCCUCCCAUUCCCACCUCUCCCUACGCCGGAAACUCACCGGAAAGCCACCCCACAUCCCCUCAAGACUCACAUGCAACGCCGAAAACAUCGAAAAAACUCCCCAACACCCCAAACUCGACCGAAGAAACCUCCUCCUCAACAUCGGCGGCCUCUACGGCGCCACCAAUCUCAUGCCCGCCUCCGCCACCCCCAUCUCCUCCCCGGACCUCUCCACAUGCUCCCAAGGAACCAACCUCAACACCCAACAGCCCCUCGACGUCAACUGCUGCCCCCCUUUCUCCGACAAAAUCAUCGACUACAAACUCCCCCACACCCACCACCACCACCGCCGCCUCCGCCCCGCCGCCCACCUCGUCGACAAGGCGUACAUCGCCAAGUACGAGAAGGCCAUCGCUCUCAUGAAGGCCCUCCCCGACGACGAUCCCCGCAGCUUCAUGCAGCAAGCGAACGUCCACUGCGCUUACUGCAAUCUCACCUACGAUCAGCCCGGAGACGAAUCCGAAAAGCUCCAAAUCCACAACUGCUGGCAUUUCUUCCCCUGGCACCGAUGGUAUCUCUAUUUCUACGAGAGAAUUUUGGGGAAAUUAAUCGAUGAUCCCACCUUCGCUAUUCCGUUUUGGAACUGGGACAACCCCGACGGCAUGGCCAUCCCGGCCAUGUUCGUCAAGGAAAACUCCCCUCUCUACGACGAGCGCCGCGACCAGACCCACCUCCCGCCUACCCCGGCCGACCUCCUCUUCUCCUCGACCUCGAAAACCGACCCGAAUAUCAUCAUCCCGACCAACCUCACCGAAAUGUACGGUGAGAUGGUGCGGAAUGUCUCGAACGUAGAAGAUUUCUACGGUGCUAAAUACGUGGUGGGGACCGCUCCGGAUCCGGGACCAGGCAGUGUCGAGCGGGGGUCCCACACUGCGCUGCACGCCUGGGUGGGGGACCCCCGCUCGCCUGCUGGGGAGGAUAUGGGGAACUUUUACUCGACUGCUCGAGACCCCAUAUUCUACUCCCACCACGCCAACGUGGACCGUCUCUGGUCCGUGUGGCGUGGGCUCCGAGGCCACAGGCCUAAGGAGUUCGAGGACAAAGACUGGCUGGAGGCCAGCUUUGUCUUCUACGACGAGAACGCGCAGCUCGUGCGCGUUAAGGUGAAGGACACGCUGGAGGACAAGGAGAUGGGGUUUUCUUACCAGAAGGUGGACCUCCCGUGGCUGGAAAAGAGGCCGAAGGCGCGUUGGAGGAGGUCGAAGAUCGCGAGUAAGGCGGUUGGUGUGAGUAAUGUGGUGUUCCCGGUGAAGCUGGAUAAGGUGGUGAGGGUUUUGGUGGAGAGGCCGAAGAGGAAGAAGGGGAAGGAGGAGGAGGAGGAGCUGCUGGUGAUCGAGGGGAUUGAGGUGGACACGGCGAAGUUUGUGAGGUUUGAGGUGUUUGUGAACGACGAGGACGACGAGCCGGGGGAGGUGAGGGAGCGGGCGGAGUAUGCGGGAGGGUACUCGCAGGUGCCGCACAAGAAUUCGACGAAGGUGAGGAGCAAGAUAAGGCUGGGGCUGAGGGAGCUGCUGGAGGAUUUGGAUGUGGAGGAUGAUGACAAGAUUUUGGUGACGUUGGUGCCUAGAGCUGGUGGGGAAGAUAUCACCAUUGGUGGAGUCAAGAUCAUCUAUGCUUAGCUUUUCUUGAGCUCUCUCUUUUAUUCUUGUUUGGCUGUUUGAAUCUUUGAUUGUGUGCAUGGGCUGCUGCAGUUUUUCCAUCAAGUAGGAGUAUAAAUAAGUGAUGGUUUUCUCUUUGUUUUCUUUUUUGGUUGGUGUGUGAGGAAAAUAAGAUGGGACCUUUGUAAAUUGUAAUAAUACCUGGUAGUACUAAGUUGUGUAUGUGGCAAUUUCUUCUAGCAUUAACUGAUCAUAAUGUUACAUCUUAA